Messenger RNA from Branchiostoma floridae (Florida lancelet), 2170 nucleotides. RefSeq names its product tRNA pseudouridine synthase A-like. The transcript has 16 exons. Gene Ontology annotation, molecular function: RNA binding; pseudouridine synthase activity. NCBI's taxonomy places the organism in Eukaryota, Metazoa, Chordata, Leptocardii, Amphioxiformes, Branchiostomatidae. Gene Ontology annotation, biological process: tRNA pseudouridine synthesis; mRNA pseudouridine synthesis. Gene Ontology annotation, cellular component: nucleus. The record is from RefSeq and is a predicted model, not a curated record. Bases 226 to 1701 code for a protein of 491 amino acids.
AAACUACUAGUUGCGUUAAAAGUACGUUUUAAAUUGAUGAAUCGCUGUAGUUUGGUGAGGUGAACGUUAAUUCACAGCCCUGUCAGGAUGAGGUCCGGACUGUCCCUCCGACCAGCGCAUUUGUCCUCCCAGACGCCGACAGACGAAAACACACGAGGCGAGGUAAAGGUGAAUACAUCUCUACUCGUCGGCUGGAUUGUGAUAACAUAGCAGAGGUGAUAACGGAUGAUCGCCAAUACCAGACCCAUCCUUCAGACCUUCCGUGGACUACGCCUACUUCUCUGUACAGUCAGAACUUCAGCUGUAGGAUCAAGGAUGGAAGGAACCGUUAGUGGAGCAGAAGCUAAGUUAGACACUGGGACUGAAGCUGAAGAGAACCAUUCAGAAGGACACGAGGACACAGCAGCUAUGUCAAGUACUGACACCCCCUCUAAUAGCAAUGAUGUCACCACCAGUGGGAAAUUCAACAAGAGACAUCAUGACACAAAAGAGCCGAGAUCCUACAGAUGGAAAAAGGCAAAGCUCCAGAGUAAGCCAGGUGGGGAUCCUGACUGGGAGAGGCCGACAGCCAAGAAGAGGAAGGUGGCGUGUCUGUUGGCCUACUCAGGGGUAGGGUACAUGGGCAUGCAGAGAAAUCAAGGGUUUAAGACGAUUGAAGAGGACUUGUUGGCAGCUUUCUACAAGGCUGGGGCAAUCCCUAAGGACCACAUGGACUGUAUGCAAAAGAUGCACUUCCAGCGCUGUGCCCGUACAGACAAGGGUGUGUCAGCAGCUGGCCAGAUCGUGUCCCUGAAGAUGUACAUGAUUGAAGACGCUGUCCAAAAGAUCAACGACUGCCUGGCUGAAAGCAUCAGACUUAUUGGGAUCAAGAGAACAACCAAUGGCUUUGACUCUAAGAAUGCUUGUGAUGCUCGCACGUACAUGUAUGUCCUGCCCACAUACUCCUUUGCACCAACCAAGGAGGAAACUGAACAAGACUUCAGAGCAACAGAUGAUGUCAUGGAGAAAGUGAAUGAUGUCCUGUCUGCAUACAAGGGGACCCAUAAUUUCCAUAACUUCACCUCGGGGAAAAAAUUCAAGGACCCAAGUGCCAAGAGGUACAUCAUUGAAUCCAAGUGUCUGGACACAUUUGUACGGGAUGACAUUGAGUGGACUGUCAUCUCCAUCAAGGGUCAGAGCUUCAUGAUACAUCAGAUUAGGAAGAUGAUCGGGAUGAUGUUGGCAAUAGUGCGAGGGUUGGCACCACGGUCCAUGUUGGAGAGGGCCUGGCAGGAGGGGAAGUGUGACAUUCCAAAGGCACCUGGACUUGGUCUGGUCCUGGAUAAGGUUCAUUUUGACCAUUACAACAGAAAGUAUGGAGGAGAUGGACUCCAUGAAGCUUUGGAGUGGGACGAGCACCAGGAGACAGUGGAGAAGUUCAAGGAACAAUACAUCUACCCCACCAUCAUCAAGGCUGAGAAGGAGGACAGGGUUAUGCAGCACUGGUUAUCGACCCUCCCACUACACAGGUAUGAAGGCCUGAGUGAAGAGGAAACGUUAACAGACAACCUUACAGUUACACAACUCCAGGAUGGGGAAGCACAGCAAACAGCUGAAGUAGACACUGCCGAGGACAGCAGUGCAGAGACCGGUGAUGAACCUGCUAAAGAUGAACCGUCAUCUUCCAAUGAAGACACCAUGCAGCGAGCCGUGGACACGUGACAACUAAACAAACAUGAUGUCUGGCAUGUACUAGAGCUGUUCUGUUAUCAUGUUUCACAGUAGCAGUUUUAUACCUACAUUCUGCUACCAUUUCAGGAGACCAACUGUGUCAAUGUCAAGCGUUUACUUUAAUAUUAUUGUUUUUGAUAAGUAAGACACUUCUGACUGUUCUGUUGAGCCAUUAUGGCUUCUGCUGUUGUCAGCCUAAUGUAAUCAGAUUGUGGUCUCUAUGCUAACAGAAGGUAUCAAAUGAGUUUCUUGAAUAAAAAUACAAUUUUCCUUGGAAUUAUUAGACUAAUAUGAUAUCUGUUAACAGUUGUAAUGUGCUGUUUAUCUAUAUCUAUAACCUCUACACACAACAAAAGCUCAGUUUACUGGAACUUUUUAGGAGUGAUGAACCAGGAUUGGAAUGAUUUAAUCAAGUCUAGCAGCACUAGUCAUGUAACUGGUCUUGAAUGUUAACAUGAGU